Messenger RNA from Xenopus laevis (African clawed frog), 1316 nucleotides. RefSeq lists its product as uncharacterized. The record is from RefSeq and is a predicted model, not a curated record. The coding region runs from base 310 to 1074 and encodes 254 amino acids. The transcript is spliced from 4 exons. Lineage: Eukaryota; Metazoa; Chordata; Amphibia; Anura; Pipidae.
CUUUGCCUUUGCCGGAUGAUGUCACAAGAGCAUGACUGUUAGUGAUGAUAUCAUAAUGGCAACCAUGAUUGUUAGUGAUGACCUCAUAAUGGUGCCCCUGACACAAGCUGUUAUAAGGGCUGUUUACAGUUGGGAUUGUCAGAUUAGUGACUGAAUGCCACCAUGAGGUCACUAAUCAUCACCCUGUUCAUUUUCACUGGAUUUUUACGAGUACGUUCUGUUCAUGUUAAUGGGUUCAUGUAUGGGAAUUGUAUCUGAGCCAUUAUGGGUUCCUGUUAUUAGCGUUAUCUGUUAAUGUACCAGUGACUUAUGGGUUUGUUGAGAAGUUUCUAUACAAUGUACAGCACCAUGUCCCAAACAUCUGAUCCAUGUACUUUUCUAUUACAGGAAAGAGAUAUCAAAGAACAUAUUGAGACAUUGAAUUAUGUGACUGAAGGAUUCAACUACAUCAAGCUCAGUUUGCCAGUUUGCCCAGUGUCUGUUGAAAAGGCCGGUUAUGUAGAGGAUGUAGAGUGCGGCAAUACCCUGUUUGUACAGGAAGAGAUCAGACCAGUCCCUCUGCUGAUUCCUACAGACAUAAGAUGUGAUGGCUUGCGUUGUCCAAUUCCACCUAUAGAGAGUCAGCUCACUAACCGAGAGCCAGAGCUGAGUAGCGCCAUCAUUCAGGAGUUCCAGCUAAUUGUGCCUUAUAUUGAGACCCUCAUCAGCGAUACUGAGAAUGGCACUAGUGUUAAAGGAAUCAUUUUGGGCUUCUUGUUACCAGAAAUCUUUGCCUUUCUACUGGAAUUCUGUUAUGGAAACUGGUCCAGCAGAAAGAAGGAAGAAAAGGAAAAAGAUGAGGCCCCUUCUGAGAGAGAGAAGGAAAGGCCACAACGUCCUGCUCUAACCCAUGAUAACAUGGAGGAAGAAUUUGGAGGCACUAAGAAAAAGAAAAAACAGCGCCACUCUGAGACUCAUGAUCACCAAAGCUCAGAGAAACCAAAGAGCAGUGAAAGAACAACAGCAGAAGAGGAAACGGAAUUAAAGCAGCUUUUGCAACAGUUCAUCUGCCAAUGCUUGGAAGGAGAUUUCUAAGGAGAAGACAUAAGGAGAAGUGGGUUGGAGGGAGGAAACAACUUCUCCAGAUUUAACAUUUCCAUACAGAAUGGAUUUUUUAUUACAGAUUUCUACUGGCAUCAUAUUGCUCAGUUGCAACUAUGAAUUUUAGUGCAACUAUUAUACAAUUUAAAGUAUUCUUCUAUAGAAAAAUAUUCACAUUUCCCUUCCCAUGUUAUUGAUAUUUAUAAUAAAAUGUUAAGAAUAAAAAUUCAGACUGA